CGCGUUCCGCUCUACUUGCUCGUUGAACAGCACCUUCGGACUGUCUUUGAGUCUGCAGUCAUCUGCGGGCCAGUAUCCGUCUUCAUCACCGUCCUUCCCUUCCUCCCCUGCCUGUCCAAGGCCGGCGCUCUGAUGCUGGCUUAUCGACCUGUCUUAGCUUCUUGCAUUCCCCGCGCGAAGUCUCGUGCUCUCAGCUUCUCCGCCUGAUGGGUAACAAUCCAUCCAAGGGCCCUUCGGGAGACCCUUUGCCACCACAGAACCUGGCUUCGAAUCUGACGGUUCCUGUAAGCGACAAGAGGCUCCCCAGACGGCCGUCGAAUGUUGCAGAGUCAGGCACAGCGAAGACUACCGCCGCCGCCCUAUCCCCCUCGAAAGGGAACGCCACUGGACAAUCCGCUUCGAACAACCAGACCUCGUCCGUCCAGCAGCGUCUACAGUCCAGUAAUACCUCAAAUGUCCCAAUCCAAGAUUCUAAUCGGCAAGACAAACAUGAUAUCAAAAUAACGGAAACCGCCGACGGCCCGUCUCGCGACCAGUCCAACCCCGUUCAAGUCCCCUCUGCUCGUUCCACAGCCCAACACGACCCGUACCCACCAUUCUCGCCUUCUGGGCCUCCUCCGAAUACCUACUAUGGUGCUUCUGCACACCUCAGACGCCCUCCUCGACUGCCUCUGCCCAUUGGCGAUGCCACUGCCACCCCAGGUUCUCCCAUUAUUGGGCCUGCGGAAUCGCAGAUGGCAGAACCUCCUGACGACAGGAUUCUGGAUGAGCAGACAAAACAGGAUACAUCCACCUCCAAUACUACAAUCGAUGAGGAUAUCAAUGUGGAUGAGUUUCAGACGUAUGCUGUGCCGACGCUGAUUAAAUGGACUGGCGCCGGCCAUAAGAUCUACGUGACAGGUACAUUUGUGAAUUGGGAGAAGAAGUUUCGCCUUCAUAGGAACGAGAAUAACCCCCGUAUCAUGUCCACAACAUUAAAUCUCCGCCCUGGAACUCAUCAUCUAAAGUUCGUUGUUGAUGGUGAUAUGCGAGCAUCAGACGACCUUCCCACGGCGGUUGAUUUCACAAAUCACCUGGUCAACUAUGUAGAAGUCAGCCCGGACGACGUUCAUCGAUCACGCGGAGUGACCGUCCCUCCAGGAAUCCACCCGCCGCAGGUUCUUCCCGAACUUUUUGGAACCGAGCGAAUUGGGGAUAAUGUAAAAGACACCGCCGAGAAGGAGGAGGAGCCGGAGGAAGAGAUCCCUAUUGGGGACUUCCGCAGAAUUAUCCCACCGUUCCUUGUCGAUCUAGACAAGGAAGAAGAUGGCCCGGCUUAUCAGCAGGCCGUAAAUAUUAUUGGGGAUGCAUCUGCACCUCCAAGUCUUCCUCUAUUCCUUGGAAAGUCAAUAUUGAAUGGCACCACGCCGAUGAAAGAUGACAACAGCGUUCUCAACUAUCCCAAUCACACGGUCCUGAAUCACUUGGCAACGAGCAGCAUUAAGAACGGCGUGCUGGCCACCAGUGUAACAACGAGAUAUAAACGAAAGUAUGUGACGACAAUAUUGUACAAACCUACGAGUGAUGUUACCGGUUAGAGUAUGCAUUGAAGAUAACGAAGGGAAAGAAAUAAAUAACCACAAGUACUACCCGUGACUUAAUAGUUUCAUUAUACAUUUUAUGACUAAAUGGAAUGAUUUCUGGAGCGGCAUGAUGAAGGCAAAAACGCGAAAACUGGAUAGGAUCGUUUUCUCUUCCUACUUGUGUUAAGAAUUCUAAUGAAUGCUGACAUUACUUAACUAUGUAUUAUUACUAUUUGCUCUCGGGUUCAUGGGUAGUUCCUUUUCAUUUUGCUUUAGGGCUGUAUUGUUACGGAGGGGACCGGCGACAAAGCCAGUGACGGCAAGGAUGAAUGAUAUCAAAGGGGAUACUCAGACUACGACGACAUUACAGGUGGUCGAGCACAGUCAUUGCCCACUGGCCUAUAUCGACAAGGAGGGCAAUUAAGCGAGGUCAUCAUUAAUCUCUCCACUUUACAAACACGUCGUCGGUCCGGAAUCGUUGUGUACAGGUCGAGUCCUUCAAUGGAGUGGUAAGCCCGGCCUUGAACGCAAGCAAACCUGCCUGUGCAAUCAUAACGCCAUUGUCAAUGCAGAACCGUUCAUCGGUGGCAUAUACACUGCCACCGCGAUCACGGGCCAUGAUCCCCAUCAUCUCCUGCAGCCGUUCGUUGCAGCCCACGCCGCCGACAACCAGAACCUCCCGGGAUCCGACAUGUGCCAUCGCUCGUUCAGUGAUCUCGACGAGCAUGGAGUAGAUAGUCUCCUGGAGCGAGAAGCAGAGAUCAGCACGUGUAGGCUUCGAAUCAUCAUUCGUAUUAUUUGUGGAAAUGUCGUCGUCAUUAUCAUCAUCUGCGCUCUCUUUCCCACGGAAACCGUACGUUUCCGCCAGCCCAUCAACGGCGGCCAGAAUGCCAGAAAAUGAGCAGUCCAUGCCCUUAACUGUGUAUGGGAGAUCCACCAACUGCUUCCCCUUUUUGGCCAGUUGCUCGAUGUUAUAUCCUGGUGCUGGAUCGUUGGAGAUUCGUAGCGUUCGCGCAAAACGGUCUAGGCAGUUUCCUACUGCGAUGUCGAGCGUUUCGCCGAAUAUGCGAUAUCUCUGAGAGCUGUAUGCGAUGACCUGUGUAUUACCACCGGAGACAUACAGGACGACGGGAUUCGUGGCACCG
Messenger RNA from Monascus purpureus, 2707 nucleotides. The record is from the annotation of a GenBank genome assembly. NCBI's taxonomy places the organism in Eukaryota, Fungi, Ascomycota, Eurotiomycetes, Eurotiales, Aspergillaceae.